UAGUCAUUUUCUCCAGCUUUUUCAUUCCUAUUUUUUAUCCAUUCAUUUCCUCCAACGUCAAACCUCCAUUGGCUUCCCUUCCUAUACUGCCCAGUUCAAUCGAUCCUUUACCGCUCCAUCCCACGGCAUCGGCUUCAUCGCCGGAAUCUUCCUCGUAGAAAUUGAUAUCAUCGUCACUGAGUUCGGAAUCAAAGUUAUUGGCGAGCAUGCGUCCCACGGCCCGGUAUUCUCCUCGUGUAUCUCGUUGUGGACGUCGUUUGCGGCAUCGCAAACAGCAAAAGCAAGUGACCAGGAGGAAUAGAAUAAUGUAGAGCAAUGGAUGUUGAUUCAUCAAUUCCAAUCCUUUGCAUGUCAGUGUAUUGCAGGAGGAGGAAUCAGUAUCGGCAAUUUUGGGGGGACUGGUUUCCACGGGCUCGGGCGUCGCCAGUGGCUGUUUGGGAGGCGCACUGGUGGUCGACGAGGGAGUGGCAUCGGGAUCGCCUGGCAGAGUCUCCUUGGUUGGAAGAGUUUCCUUGGUUGGCAGCGUUUCCUUGGUUGGCAGAUUUUCGGGUGGUUUCGUGGACGUCUCAUCCUCUGCGACCGGUUCUUCUUUUUUGGCUGGUGGCAUGGUCGUAUCACCAGGUGGAGCCGUGGUGGGUGGUUCUGUGACUUCGGAUAUUAUUAAUGGCGUGUCUGUUGCUGCUUUGGGUGCUUUGGAGGCUUUCUUGUGCGCUUUGACGUUAUCACUCUUCAUCCGCCUAUCUCGUGUUGUUGCUGAGGAUAGCAAGGGAUCGUGGGCGGAUUGAGUCGCAAUGACUAGAUCUGGUUCAACAUUUCCUCUCUCUUCUUCUCGACUAAUAAUUGUACCAGAACCUCUAUCAUAGAUAAUCGAUGGGUCCAUAUCCACAGCAGUACUAGUAGCUUGCUCUAUCCAACCUUCUUGCAGAGGCUUCCUCGGAGUUGGAUCGUGUGACGAUGGCGACUCCUUAUCCACGCCUUGUUGGAAGGAGCUACCUCGGAGAGACAUGGCGCCUUGACGACUGGUACUCAUCAUUGGCGUUGUUAUCUUGCUAUUGUUAUUGGCCUUGUCCAUUAUCUAUCUUGUGCUUCAGGUUAGUGACGAUCUACUAUUGAGUAAUAUCUAUGGUAGCAACAGUCAACAGGAGUGUCGAUGGUCCAAGAUCUUCGGCUGCGUGAUAUUAUUGUGGUGAGGAGCGAGGAAUGACGAUGAACGAAGAGUCCUAUCUUUUUAUUUUACGUUUGUCCGGACGCUUUAUUGUGGGAAGCCUGUCGAAAAUUCGUUCCCCAACCGUCAACAUGACUGUUGCCUCUUCACAAAGUGCCCCAAAUUCAAUUUUCAUUUUUGCUCACACACCCGCCGUCUGCAGUCCGGUAGUAUCUGACAGCACAUGCAAACACUAACCAAAGGCAUUGGCACUUGCUUAGCUAGUAGCUAGCUAGACACCUUCACAGCACUACAACAGAUCAUCUAUCGGAGAGAUGAGAGAUCUGAUGACCAACAGUAGAGAGAAAGCAAAGCAAAAGAAGAAACAGUUCCACUUGAUUGGCAUUGGCUUUGUCCUGGGCUUUAUCGUUUCAUCAGUGGCCAUUCUCAAUAUCCAAGUUCUCUUGCACAGAUUGCGGCAGCAGCACCAUGGAUCCUCCAAUGAAACAGGAUUACUACAUAUAGAUGAUGAAUCCAAUACUGACAGUCCAGUAGCCAUCCAAGCCACCAGCUUUUCAGAUUCAUCGCCAGAUGGAUCAAAAGUAUCGCCACAGUUACAAUCUUCAAGGGCUCUAUCAUCAUCUUUGAACAAUGUGCGAAUAUUGGUGGCCAUUGCAGCCUUUGAUUUCAACCAGAUUCCGCACCUGGAAAGUAUCCUCGAUUCCUAUCAUGAUAUUUGCGUCGCCGGGGCCAAAGUCGAUGUCGUUGUGCAUGCUACCGUGGCCUACCCCGUCACCUUUAUCGAUCUCCUCAAUAGUCGAUUCACCUGUCAGGACUUUGCCAUUCAAAUCGUAUUGAAACCACCCUCGGUUCGACUCCAUUUGGUGGAUUGUCAUCGACAACUCUUUUACGAACGCAUCCACGACUAUGAUUUGUUUGUUUACACCGAAGAAGAUAUCCAAGUCACGCCUCGCACGGUGGCCACCUAUCUCGAGGAAACCCAUCGUGUGCAGCAACUAUUGGAGGGAUCCACCCAAUACCACCCUUCGGACUUUAAUGUGGGGAUUGUGCGAUAUGAAUACAAUUAUCCGAGUAAUGUGGUGAUUGAUGACAAGACACGACAUGCCGUUCAGAAUGUCACGCGGGUCUACUGGGAACAUUCCAGUUACAAAGGAUCGCUGAUACCCAAUGGAAUUGAUCAAGUAGCGCAAGAUAGCAAACUGCAAGAACGGUAUGUCGGCAUGAAGAACCAUCAUCAAGGCAUGUUCUUGGCCACACAAGACUUGCUGCUGGCAUGGAAAGACAGACGUCACUGUAACUUUGAUGUGGUCAAGAAUCGGCCGGGGGUAGGCGGACAACCAGCCGAGGGGACUCAGCGAGUUUGGAUGUCCAGCCAACAACUCUUUGGCAAACGACAUUGCAAUGUCCAGCAGGUCCUGCCAAAAGACAAGUUUGGAGCACUCACAGUACUGCAUGUCCCCAACAAAAACUAUCGUAGAGUUGGAAAGUACCGUAAGCGAGUCUUCUCGGAUGGGACCGAGGAGUUCGAUCAGACCCCUGACCUAUUGACGGCCCUCCAAUUGCACUUGGCAAUACGCAAAGAGUGGCCCACAAAGCCACAGCAUCCCUACCGAGGGACUAUCACCAUGAUUGACGAAGUGACACAAAAACGGACGCAACUUUUGGAGAGGCGAAUGAAAGAAUACCGCGACUAUGUCAACCGAGGGGGGACUCUGAGCGACUAUGACUUCACCAGAACUCUUUUGGUUGAGGAAGAGUAGCUCUCUACUAGAAAGUCAUCCGGUAUCUACAGGAGGCUCCAAGCGUUCACAGUUCCUGGCUAUUGUUAUCAAUUUGCUAAGUGGGGCUCAGGACAUGUGAUUGCUUGCAAAUAUCUGCGUAUCACUCGUGCAAAGAGUAUAUAUCACAGCUUAACAUGUACAAUACAGCUUUUAACAUCGCUCCACAUGAGCCCUGCCCUGAUACUUCAUCUAUCUUCACACUUCCUCCUAUCUCGUUGAGGGG
Seminavis robusta is the source of this 3169-nucleotide messenger RNA. Lineage: Eukaryota; Bacillariophyta; Bacillariophyceae; Naviculales; Naviculaceae. The record is from the annotation of a GenBank genome assembly.